This is a messenger RNA of Electrophorus electricus (electric eel), 4854 nucleotides long. It is a transcript of the gene pum1, whose product is annotated as pumilio RNA-binding family member 1. The record is from RefSeq and is a predicted model, not a curated record. NCBI's taxonomy places the organism in Eukaryota, Metazoa, Chordata, Actinopteri, Gymnotiformes, Gymnotidae. Gene Ontology annotation, biological process: miRNA processing; regulation of mRNA stability. Gene Ontology annotation, molecular function: mRNA 3'-UTR binding. Gene Ontology annotation, cellular component: cytosol; cytoplasm.
UGCCUCGCGAGCGCCUGCUUGGAACUAUCCGCCAUGUUGUCGCUGUGAAAGCCAGGGAGCCGCAGCGAACCGGGGCUGAAAUCCGUCACCAUCCGCAUCCUCCACCUGCACUGGUGGAAUGAGCGUAGCGUGUGUUUUGAAGAGGAAAGCUGUGUGGCAGGAUUCGUUCAGCCCCCACCUCAGACUGCCUCCCCCUGAUAGACCAUUACCCAGCAUGCCUGUGGUGCUGAGUGCCGCGGGCCACGCCCCUCAACCUGGCCCUGCUCCUCAAGCCCCACCCCCUGCACAGGGGGCGGGGCGUUCUCAAGAUGAUGCCAUGGUAGAUUAUUUCUUCCAACGGCAGCACGGUGAGCAGCCUGGAUACAAUAAUGGCAAACACCGCUGGCCAACUGGAGACAACAUCCAUGCUGACAACCAGGUACGGUCGAUGGAUGAACUUAACCAUGACUUUCAGGCAUUGGCUCUAGAGGGAAGAGCCAUGGGAGAGCAGCUCCUUACAGGAAAGAAGUUCUGGGAAUCUGAUGAUUCAGGGAAAGAUGGGCCUAAAGGGAUCUUUCUAGACCAGUGGAGAGACAGUGCCUGGGGAACCUCCGAUCAUUCAGUGUCCCAGCCAAUCAUGGUGCAGCGCCGUCCAGGUCAGGGUUUCCAUGGUGUUGGAGAGGCAGGCUCUGUCCUUUCUCCACGCUCUGAGAGUGGUGGACUGGGCGUGUCCAUGGUGGAAUAUGUCCUGAGCUCCUCACCUGCUGAAAAACUCGACUCCUGUCUGCGUAAAGGAGCCUUUGGCCCGCGAGAUGCUGAGAGUGAUGAUUCUGAAAAGAGAGUUGAGCCAAAACCGAAAACCACAUUUGACCCUGAGAGGAAAGAGCUGAAGGAAUCCGAUACUGAUCCCAUGGACAACCCUAACGGACUGCCCAGUCAGAAUGGGCUAGAUGUGGAUGUCAAGGACUUCAGUCGUACUCCUGGGAACUGCCCUACUGCUGGACCUGAGGUAGAAUUAGGUGGACCUGAAAUGGCUGGAGGGGUGCCACCAAAACCACCGGAGGAGUUCCCAAAUGUUGAGCCCCAGAACGUGACCCUUGACCCCAUGGAAUCCGUUUCCAUGGAGACUUUGCAGUUUGAUUACGCUGGUAGUCAGCUGCCCCUUGAUUCCACAGCAGCUACUGUUGGUCUCUUUGACUACAACUCCCCUCAGCAGCUGUUCCAGAGGCCCAGUGCUCUGGCCGUGCAGCAGCUCACAGCAGCGCAGCAGCAGCAGUAUGCCCUUGCUGCAGCCCAGCAGCCCCACAUCGGUUUGGCUCCUGCUGCAUUCAUGCCAAACCCUUACAUCAUCAGCGCUGCCCCCCCUGGCACAGACCCUUACCCGGCUGGCCUUGCUGCCGCUGCCACUCUUGGUCCAGCAGUGAUGCCUCCUCAGUACUAUGGAGUGACUCCAUGGGGUGUGUACCCAGCCAACCUGUUCCAGCAGCAGGCACCUGCCCCCUCCAAUUCGGCCAAUCAGCAGCCAGCAACUCAAACUCAGCAGAACCAGCAGCAGGUCAUGCGACCUGGAGGUAACCAACGACCUCUGACCCCCAGCCAAGGUCAACAGGGCCAGCAGACAGACCAGCUUGUAGCUGCGGCGGCAGUGAGCUCUGCUUUGGCGUUCGGCCAAGGUCUGGCAGCAGGCGUUCCUGGGUACCCUGUGCUUGCUCCAGCUGCAUACUAUGACCAGACUGGAGCUCUGGUGGUGAAUACAGGAGCUCGCAGUGGUCCUGUUCGACUCAUGGCCCCUGCUUCUGUCAUUAUCAGCCCAACUGCAGCCGUGGCAGCUGCUGCUGCGUCUGCGAGUGGGGCUAAUGCCGGCCUCGGGGGCGGUGCCAGUGGUGCAUUUCGUGCACUGAAUUCCCAACAAGCUCCGGGUCAGCAGGGUGGAGGGGCCCUGGGUGGAAGCUCCUUUUAUGGGAGUGGGUCCCCAAGCUCCUCCUCCCAGAGCUCCUCCCUGUUCUCUCAAGGGUCUGGCCAACCAGGAAGUUCCUCUUUGGGAUUCAAUGCUAAUCCCUCCUCGUCCCUUGGGGCUACCCUUGGAGCAACACUUGGAGGUUUUGGAACAGCAGUGGCUAACUCCAGCUCCAGUGGCUCACGUCGGGAUUCUUUGACGGGCAGUUCUGACCUGUAUAAGCGCACACCUAGCAGCCUGACUCCUAUUGGCCAUGGAGGGUUCUACAACGGCCUUGGCUUCAGCUCCUCCCCUGGCCCUGUUGGCAUGCCGCUUCCCAACCAAGGCCCGUCCCACUCUCUGACUCCUCCACCUUCCCUUUCAACCCAUGGAUCUUCCAGUAAUCUCAACCUUGGUGGGCUGACCAAUGGCAGCGGGCGUUUUAUCUCUGCGGCUCCUGGAGCCGAGGCAAAGUACCGCAGUGCCACUACAGGUUCCUCCCUGUUCAGUCCCAGCAGCCAGCUCUUCCCGUCACGGCUGCGCUAUGGCAUGUCGGAUGUGAUGCCAUCUGGACGCAGCCGCCUGCUGGAAGACUUCCGCAACAACCGCUAUCCCAACUUGCAGUUGCGCGAGAUUGCAGGCCAUGUUAUGGAGUUCUCUCAGGACCAGCACGGCUCCAGGUUUAUCCAGCUUAAAUUGGAGAGAGCAAGUUCUGCUGAACGUCAGCUGGUCUUCAGUGAGAUUCUGCAGGCUGCCUACCAACUUAUGGUUGAUGUGUUUGGGAAUUAUGUCAUCCAGAAGUUCUUUGAGUUUGGCAGUCUGGAUCAGAAGCUGGCGCUUGCGGAGAGGAUCCGUGGCCACGUGUUGUCUCUGGCUUUGCAGAUGUAUGGCUGCAGGGUGAUCCAGAAAGCUCUGGAGUUCAUCCCCUCUGACCAGCAGGUCAUUAGUGACAUGGUGCGGGAGCUGGAUGGCCAUGUGCUGAAGUGUGUGAAGGAUCAGAAUGGGAAUCACGUUGUGCAGAAGUGCAUCGAGUGUGUUCAGCCUCAUGCUCUCCAGUUCAUCAUCGACGCCUUCAAAGGACAGGUGUUUGCUCUGUCCACACACCCCUAUGGCUGUCGAGUGAUCCAGCGUAUUUUGGAGCACUGUCUCCCAGAGCAAACCUUGCCAAUACUGGAGGAGCUACACCAACACACAGAGCAGCUGGUGCAAGAUCAGUAUGGGAACUACGUAAUUCAGCAUGUGCUGGAGCAUGGCCGUGCAGAGGACAAGAGCAAGAUUGUUUCAGAGAUCAGAGGAAAUGUUUUGGGACUCAGCCAGCACAAGUUUGCCAGUAAUGUGGUGGAGAAGUGUGUGACGCACUCAUUGCGUUCGGAGCGGGCCAUGCUGAUUGAUGAGGUGUGCAGUAUGGCAGACGGGCCGCACAGUGCCUUAUACACCAUGAUGAAGGACCAGUACGCCAACUACGUGGUGCAGAAAAUGAUUGAUGUGGCUGAGCCAACACAGCGCAAGAUCGUAAUGCACAAGAUACGCCCUCACAUUGCGACCCUGCGGAAAUACACGUAUGGGAAGCACAUCCUUGCCAAGCUGGAGAAGUACUACAUGAAGAAUGGAGUAGACCUGGGCCCACUCUGUGCUCCGCCCAAUGGCAUCAUGUAAAUUCUUCCCACUUUUAUCCUCUGAUAAAGGCGUGCACGUGCGCUUCUUCUGCGUGCGUAUCUGUACCAAUCUUAGAAAUGUUGAUCUAAGAUCACUGUAAACUACCCUUCCAUUGAUGAAUCCACUUCUCCCCGAGUCCUUGUGAGCUUGUUCUAGUCCUCUCUUUUUAGCAUCUUUUCACCUAGUCCCUUUCCAACUAGGACUUAAACCUUGGUCCUCCUGUUCACGAACGUAUGAAUUGAAAGAAUAUUUGAUCCCAGUUUGAAUCAUGGAGGCUUCCGCAUAUAAACACUUUAUUGCUAAUACAUGUUUCUAACAAACUUUCAUACACACACACCACACACACACACCUAUUACACGCUAAUACACUCUAUUGCUAACAUGACGCAGACAUUUAGCAUGGGAGACGUUUUUGGUCUUGCUUCUAUAAAUAUUUAGUGCAUAUUUGGUGUAGAACUUUGCAUAUAUAUAAAUAUAUAUAUAAAACUUUGUAGUUUUUCUGGUUUUUGAUGUCCAAUCUGUACCUAUAAUCUACCCCAGUAGUGAAUACAUACUUCUGAUUGUAUAAUUGUACAUUUGUAAACCUUCGCUAAUGUAAAUGUGGACUCGCUUCUACAGCCCUUUUUGGUAUGAGAAGAAAAAACAAAAUGGCGGAAAAAAAUAAUCUUGUGCAUUUCAGUGUAAAUUCUCACCUCUUUUGGUUGUUGUUUCAGUUAUGAGUUGUUGUAUAUUGUAAAUUGUAAUAUCAGAAUUUUUUUGUUCAUUUUGAAGCCCUUCGGAUUAAAAUGGCAUAGAUGUACAAAGAACACAAACAUGGGCACUCUGCUUUUAUCCAUUCACCAGCCAUUUCUCCCCCUCCCAUUAUCUGCUCGUCCCCUAUAUUUCUUUUUAUUAAUUUUUUUUAAAAACAAAAAUCUUUUAUAGUCCCUCCCUUACUCCGGGGCGGAUAGUAGAGCGCGUGUGUGUGAUGCAUAGCCUGCCCUGGUUCCAAGGUGUGUACAGAUUUGCCAUUCUUUUGUCUACUUGUAAGUGAUUGUAACAUACUGGCCAUUGGUUUUUGAUUUGGAACACUGCGGUGUAUAUUUAAACAGCCUUGUGUAUAUUUCCUAUGAUCUCUUUAUGCGAGCACACUUGUAACCAUAAUGUGUAUAGUUAACAGAUGCUGUGUGUGCUUUCUGCCUGGGCAACUAUUUUUUGUAACUCCAGUUGUAGAUUGUCUCUAAACAAUGUGUGAUCUUUAUUUUGAAACAAAACAUGGAUAAAAAGCUCAAAAUUUAAAAAAA